Messenger RNA from Perognathus longimembris pacificus (Pacific pocket mouse), 2621 nucleotides. RefSeq names its product ring finger protein 222 (gene Rnf222). The coding region runs from base 716 to 1345 and encodes 209 amino acids. NCBI's taxonomy places the organism in Eukaryota, Metazoa, Chordata, Mammalia, Rodentia, Heteromyidae. The transcript is spliced from 3 exons. The record is from RefSeq and is a predicted model, not a curated record.
CAUUUCUCUGGUACAGCUUCUACAUAUUUGAUGAAUAACAAAGGCAUACUCAGAUGGGUGUCACCGCCCUCCUGAGGCUGAUCUGACUCCUUCACCCUGUAAUAGGGUCUCAGUAAAGUGGGUCUCAGAAGGUCAUGUGUAUGGUUUUCCUUUUGGGGGAUGGGGAGAUGAGUGCUGGAGGAGUCUCCAUCAAAGAGGACCCCAGGUUACUUCUUCCACUGAGACUCAGGCUGGGGGCUCUUCUGCUAGCACCCUCAUCAUCAGGAUCACCUGACGCCAGCAGCUGCCCAACCCCUGGGCAACACCAAGAACCUCCUGGCCUCAAACGGGUUGGGCAGCAUUCACUUCCCCAUGCUGACUGUCCUCCCCAAGCUGCUCAGUCAUUAGGAGAUGCCUCCAAGGCGGCUGCAGUGACAGCCGCUGAGAUCUGAGUAAAUCGUCUCAUCUGUGGAGGCCCUGGGUGCGAAGACCAAUGCGACACUCCUGGCUCCUGCUGAUCAGCUCUGGUUGCCAGUGACUUUUGGUCAUUUCCAAAACAGACACUGCCACAUCCUCCACAGAUGAAAAUCUGCCUUUGCUGAGACUCACUGGGAGAUUGUCUGCCUCAGGCAGCCUCAGAAGAGGAAUCUGAAGAAUGACUGAGCGUGGUUAAGGGGUGACUAUGCAGCCAGCCAGCAAGCAUUUGCCUGUCUAAGCCCUGCCUUCUCCCAGGGCCAUGUCAGAAGGAGAGAGCAAGGACAGUUCGGGCAGCGAGUGUCCUGUAUGCUAUGAGAAGUUCCGAGACCUGGAGGGGGCCAGCCGGACCCUGAGCUGUGGCCAUGUGUUCUGCCAUGACUGCUUGGUCAAGUACCUGCUGUCCACCCGGGUGGAUGGGCAGGUCCAGAGGACCAUUGUCUGCCCCAUCUGUCGCUACGUCACCUUCCUCAGCAAGAAGAGCUCCCGCUGGCCUUCCAUGCUGGACAGGAGCUCACAGACCCUGGCCGUGCCCGUUGGCCUGCCAUCCUCGCCGGACCGUGGGACCCCCACAAGCCCCCUGGCCAUCUCUCAGCCAGUCUGGAGAUCGUCCUCAAGCCAUGGUGUCCAGCUCCCCUUGGACCCGCUGCCCAGCCUGCCCCGGGAGUCGCAGAUCUUCAUCAUCAGUCGCCACGGGAUGCCCCUGGGCGAGCAGGACAGUGUGCUGCCCCGGCGCAGCCUGGCCGAGCUCUCCGAGGUGUCCCCAGCGCCCAGCUCCACCCGCUCCUUCUGCUGCCGGUCCCGGGCCCUGCUGCUCAUCACCCUCAUCGCUGUGGUGGCUGUGGUGGCCGCCAUCCUGCCCUGGGUGCUGCUGGUGAGGAAGCAGGCAUGAGCCAUGUCACCAAGAGGACAACUGAGGAAGGCCUGGCAUCAAAGCUGCUUUGCCAGGCCGCCAUGGCUAGGGGAGCCGGGGGUGUAGAGGUGACCAAUGCAGACGUGGAUCCCAGCUUUCAGGGAAGGGCCUGGGGAGAGACAGGGGCAGCCUGGGUUUAGGCUGGAGGCCGGAGAUCUGAGCCAAGCAGUUCAGCCUCCGUGUCAGUAAAUCCUUUGCCCUCACAUGGCUGGGAAUGGAGCAGGCCGGAGAUGGCUGGUCACUGCCCUCCAGUGGGGUCACCAGCCCUGAGGCACAGACUUUACCUGCCAGGAGACCUUUCCUGAAGCCAGGAGGUCCUCCCUGGUGACCAGGAAAUUCUGCUGGCCUCCAUCAUGCCCAAUGGCUGUCCAGUGGCAGGCCUGGUCCAGGCCAAAAUGUCUACCUAGGUAAGACUCUUGAUCCUGCCCAGAGGAACAAACAGAAAGGUCUGGGACAGGACUCUAACACAGGUUUCUCAGAAUCCUAGUGCCCACAUUUGAUGCUCAUGGCAUUCCACUCCCUCAAGUCUUUCCUGCCUCCACCCACUAACCUAGAAGGUGAUCUCAGAGGUUAUGACCCUGGAUUUCUGGGCAGAGUGGGAAACAGCAACAAAGAGUCACCCUGAAGAGCGAAGGCCAGGACAGGAAACAGUGGUUGGCUGUGGAAUGUCCCCAGAGUCAAAGGUCUCUCUACCCCAGGCCCAAGGAAUGGGCUUCAUUUCAAAUCUUGGGGUUCUCAGGGUGGAGUGAAAGGCAGGGAGCAGAGGGGACACCAGCCAGGGAAGACUUGAGUCAGCAGAGAGCUAUGUGGGCAAAUUAACCCCCGGGGGCUCCUGCCUCCCUCCCUCCUCCUUCUCCUCCUUCUCAUGACCCAACCAUCCAUUAGAGGCCACACCAGCCUGGCCAGUUUCUAAGGUGGAUUCUCAGGCUGAGCAGGGUGAGGAAGGGUGGGGAAGACAACAGCUGGACUUGUCAGGGCUGCUGUACCCACAGAUGCUGACAGCCAGGUGCUGCUGUGCUUGCCAAAGGCCACUGCCCCAGGGGAUAGAACAUUGGGCUGUGGUAGGGACCCUUGAUCAAGUCUGCCUCAGAUUGCAUCUCACCUGAGGAGUGACUAUUUGGGGAAAGCUCUUGGCUGGUUCAUGGGGUCACCAAGUCAACUCAACAAAAACGUCCAGCAAUUUUUACAGAUGGAUAGUGACUAACACUUGGGAUAUGCCAAUACCUAAAAUCCUCUCACACAGUUUAUAUCUGUU